Molecule: messenger RNA, 963 nt
Organism: Neospora caninum
Lineage: Eukaryota; Apicomplexa; Conoidasida; Eucoccidiorida; Sarcocystidae
Product: putative zinc finger (C3HC4 RING finger) protein
Exons: 9
Coding region: 1-963 (320 amino acids)
Biological process (GO): sugar mediated signaling pathway
Molecular function (GO): ubiquitin-protein transferase activity
Source: RefSeq, a predicted model, not a curated record
AUGUUGCUGUCUUCCCUGACUCUAAACGACGCGAUUUUGUUCUUCGCCUUCCUGUAUUCCUCGUCGGACAUCUUCAUCGACUGGGAAAGUUUUGAAUCGUGCGUCAAGCCGAUCCAGUAUUGGCUUCUCAUCUCCUACGCGUCCAUCAUCACUUUCCGCCUCUCCCACUAUCUCGGCCAGUGUCUGUCGGAGGAUGGAGAAGACUUCAUUCUCUAUCGCCAGAGAGGGCCGCCCUUCUGGGUGAAUGUCCUCAUUCUUGGAAUCCUCUUCCCCUUUUUCUUCUGCUGGACAAUUGUCGGGACAGUCUGGUUCGCUCAAGUCCAAAGCCAAACGCCACAAUGUCUGCCGCGCGGCAGUCAUCCGUGGUUCUUUGUCUUCUGGCUAGUUCUCUGCUACGUUUGGAUCGUCAUCUACAUCCUCUUCAUCGCGAUUGCGGCGGUUUUUGAAUAUCGCGCCCGCCGCGCAGAACAGGAGUUCCAGAUUUUGCAAAACGAGGACAUGCUUACAAGGUGGGGACGGAUCAACGUCUUCGCGCAGUACGGCAUCCACAUUCUCCGUAAAGGUUUGACUACAGACCAAAUCCAGCGUCUCCCGCACGAGAAGCUGGCGACCGUCCCCGUGGACCAGCCCGCGUGCUCCAUUUGCCUCGACGACUUUCGAGCCGGAGACGACGUGCGGGUGUUACAAGCCUGCAGCCACCUCUUCCACAGAAGUUGCAUCGACAUUUGGUUGCUGCGAAACGCGAUUUGUCCCAACUGCAAGAGCGCAAUUUACUGCGUGGGUGGGGCAGGGCGCGAGGAGCCUUGCUGCAGGAUCCAUGACGGCGAGAGGUUCUUCUCCGCCGAUGCAGAUGUGUGGCCUUCGGAGGAGCCUUUCAGGUGGAGCGCCUCUGAUGGCGGCGCCGACGAGCACGCAUGCGAAGACGGAGAAGGUCCAGGGAUCCUUCCCCAAAGUCGCGUGUGA